Messenger RNA from Mercenaria mercenaria, 1028 nucleotides. RefSeq names its product ribulose-phosphate 3-epimerase-like. Gene Ontology annotation, molecular function: metal ion binding; D-ribulose-phosphate 3-epimerase activity. Gene Ontology annotation, cellular component: cytosol. The transcript has 5 exons. Gene Ontology annotation, biological process: pentose-phosphate shunt, non-oxidative branch; pentose-phosphate shunt; carbohydrate metabolic process. Bases 38 to 730 code for a protein of 230 amino acids. The record is from RefSeq and is a predicted model, not a curated record. NCBI's taxonomy places the organism in Eukaryota, Metazoa, Mollusca, Bivalvia, Venerida, Veneridae.
GUAGGCCAAGAGUUGUUAAAUCACGUGAUGUUUCAAAAUGGCAGAUGGUUGUGGAAAAGCGAAAAUUGGACCUUCAAUUUUAAAUUCUGAUUUGUCUAACUUAGCUUCAGAAUGUCAGCGAAUGGUAGACAGCGGUGCAGAUUAUUUACACCUUGAUGUGAUGGAUGGGCAGUUUGUACCUAACUUGACAUUUGGCCAUCCAGUUGUUAAAUGCUUGAGACCAAAACUUCAAAAUGUGUUUUUUGACAUGCACAUGAUGGUUGCUGCGCCUGAGCAAUGGAUAGAGGGAAUGCAAGCAGCAGGAGCAGAUCAGUAUACAUUUCAUCAGGAGGCAACAGACGACCCAAAAACAUGUAUCCGUAAAAUUAAAGAGGCUGGAAUGAAGGCAGGUAUAGGAAUCAAGCCAAACACACCUGUGAAUGUUUUAGACCCAUUUGUUGACCUGGUUGACAUGGUGCUCAUUAUGACAGUGGAGCCUGGAUUUGGUGGACAAAAGUUCAUGGGAGAUAUGAUGCCAAAAAUUCAGUACCUCAGGGAGCAUUUUGGUACUAUAGAUAUAGAAGUGGAUGGUGGUGUAGGGCCAUCAACUAUACAACAGUGUGCUGAUGCUGGAGCUAACAUGAUAGUGUCAGGUAGUGCUGUUAUAGGGAGUGAUAAUCCAAGGGAGACAAUGAACUACAUGAGAAAUGUUGUUGAGGAAGCCAUCCAGAAAUCACAGCUAGAAAGAUGACACACCAUACAUACUACUAUGCAUAUCUAACAGCUGAAUUUCAACAUGUGACUCUCAUAAGUGUUCAUUUGUAUUUCUGCCAGAAUCUUUUAAGCACUUUAAAUUAAGCUGAAAUAUUUCUGUGACAGUACCCAAGAAAAUCUCAUUCUUUUGCGGUAUAUUUAUGCUACAUAUUUGACAAGACCCCUCUGCUGAUUUGUCGAGGUUGGAAAGAUAAAACCAUUCAUGUAAUUGUUUUAGGUGAAACUUGUACAUUGUAAAUAAGACUGCAUUAUAUUAAAAAUACUCAGAACCCUUA